This is a messenger RNA of Gorilla gorilla gorilla (western lowland gorilla), 498 nucleotides long. Its product is annotated as X antigen family member 5-like. Lineage: Eukaryota; Metazoa; Chordata; Mammalia; Primates; Hominidae. The record is from RefSeq and is a predicted model, not a curated record.
AUGAGUUGGCGAGGAAGAUGAUAUAGACCAAGAUGAUGUUUACGACUUGCUCAGCUGAUUGGGCCUAUGCUUGAGCCCAGUGUGCCAGAGCCUCAACAAGAAGAACCACCAGCUGAAAGUCAGGAUAGUACAUCUGGUCAGAAGACAGAAGAAGAUCAGGGUGCAGCUGAGAUUCAAAUGCCUGACCUGGAAGCUGAUCUCCAGGAGCUUUCUCAGUCAAAGACUGGGGAUGAAUGCAGAGAUGGUCCUGAUGUCCAGGGGAAGAUUCUGACAAAGUCAGAGCAAUUUAAAAUGCCAGAAGGAGGGUUCCUCAUCCAGUCAAAACAAUGCAUCUGCAUCUUUGGCUUAGGGGAACUGUCAGAAGGCAGUCAGUUCAGCAUAGUCAUUGACACCAGUUCCUCAUCUUCACAAGCAAGAAUGACUUCCAUAGGUCUUCUGUGUUCAGGAGCUGGAUUGCCCCUCCUGUCCCGGCUGAUGUUGCAGCUCUGUCAGGUGUGA